This is a messenger RNA of Phragmites australis (common reed), 752 nucleotides long. Its product is annotated as UDP-rhamnose/UDP-galactose transporter 4-like. The record is from RefSeq and is a predicted model, not a curated record. Gene Ontology annotation, cellular component: Golgi apparatus. The transcript is spliced from 3 exons. Gene Ontology annotation, molecular function: UDP-galactose transmembrane transporter activity; antiporter activity. Bases 1 to 579 code for a protein of 192 amino acids. NCBI's taxonomy places the organism in Eukaryota, Viridiplantae, Streptophyta, Magnoliopsida, Poales, Poaceae.
AUGAAAUUGGAUCUAGAAGCAAAGCUGCCGGAUGCGGAGGAGAAGGCAAUGAAGCUGGCUUCUUUGGGCGAGGAGAAGGAACUGCCUUCUCUGGAAUAUGUUCAUUUUCUCCAACGGAAGUGCUCAUUGAACUCAUUCAAUCUCCUAGGCCACACUACUCCAGCCCAAGCAGGAUCCCUCUUGCUAGUGGGGUCAUUCAUAGAUUUCUUGCUGACAGGCAAAAGAGUGGAUCACUUCAAUUUCUCAUAUCUUGCUCUGUUUUUCCUUGUACUCUCAUGCUUUAUUGCCAUUGGUGUUAAUCUGAGCCAAUUCAUCUCCAUUGGGCGGUUUUCUAUUGUGUCCUUCCAAGUCCUGGGCCACAUGAAGAUCGUGUUUGUUCUGUCCCUCGGGUUUCUCUUCUUUGGCAAGGAGGGUCUGAAUCUUCAGGUCGUCCUUGGGAUGGUUCUCGCUGAUCUUGGAAUGAUAUGGUACGGAAAUGCAUCAGCCAAACCAGGUGGCAAAGAGCGGCGUAGCAUCCUGCUGGUGAGGUCUGAGAAGCACAAGGAGGAUUCAGAAGAAAAGGUUGGUGCGGAGAAGUAGUCUUGUUAUCUGACUGCAACUGAGAUGACUGUGGGAGUACGGGAAACAUCAACCGAGCUGCUGAUUCUUUUGAAGACUCUGGUCAGUUAUUAGCACUAUCAAAAAUAACAAAAGACCAUACACAAUUCGUGAAUGAAAGCCCCUGAGAAAUCCAAAGCAAUCAGAGUAGCACU